Molecule: messenger RNA, 2478 nt
Organism: Dendrobium catenatum
Lineage: Eukaryota; Viridiplantae; Streptophyta; Magnoliopsida; Asparagales; Orchidaceae
Product: pentatricopeptide repeat-containing protein At5g43790
Exons: 3
Coding region: 111-1595 (494 amino acids)
Biological process (GO): RNA modification
Molecular function (GO): protein binding; RNA binding
Source: RefSeq, a predicted model, not a curated record
UUUAUUUAUGUAUCCCCUAUUUCAAAUUUACAAUGAUAUAAAGAAAAUGCAGAUUCUUCAAUUCAUUCAAAUAAAAUCGAAGAACAGUUCCUUCUUCAAAUGCAACUCUCAUGAUCGAACAAGCCGUAGAUUGGCAGCAAGUCCUCAUCUUCUUCAUCGACAAAUCCCCCACAAAAUCCCCUCUCCGCUUCAAACAAAUCCACGCCUUGUUCCUCACCACCGGCCUCGCUCUCCACUCUUACCCUUUCAGUCGCCUCCUCCUCCUCUCCUCUCUCCCUCCUCUCUCGUCCUCCCUCGACGGCAACCUCUCCUACUCCUUCUCCCUCCUCCUCCGCUCCCCUCGCCCUCCUUCCACUUUCCUCUCCAAUACCCUGAUAUCUUCCCUCGCCUCCUCCGGCCACCACUUCCUUGCUCUCUCCCUCUUCGCCACCAUCCCCACCUCCCCCAAUUCCCACACUUACCCUUCCCUUCUCAAAGCCUGCUCCGCCUCCCCUUUCUUCUUCCCCUCCGGCCUCGCUCUCCACGCCCACCUCCUAAAAACCCUUCCUUUCCCGCUCGACCCCUUCGUGCUCACCUCUCUCGUCAUCCUCCACUCCCGCCGCGGCCGCCACCGCUCCUGCCGUCAACUUUUCGACCAGAUUCCCCAACCCGACCUUCCCGCCUGGAACGCCAUUCUCUCCUGCUCCGAAGCGAAGGAAGUCCUCUCUCUCUUCCAGAGAUUGCAGCUUUCAGCUUCACUGCCGAACGAGAUCACGCUUCUAUCUCUCAUCGGUGCCUGCGGCGACCUCAGCGCUCUCAGCCAGGGGAUCUGGGCGCACGCCUAUCUUAAUAGAAGCAGCGGCGGCGGCCUUGUCUUCAAUUGCUUCUUAGGCGGUGCUUUGAUCGACAUGUAUUCCAACUCCGGCCGCUUGGAUUUGGCCUACCAGGUGUUCACGCAAUUGCCUCAAAAGGAUAUUUUUUGCUAUAACGCCAUGAUGAGGGGGCUUGCCACUCAUGGCGAUGGACAUGGAGCUUUAGCUUUGUUUGAGGAGAUUAAAAGAAAAGGAAUAAGGCCUGAUGAAGUUACUUUUCUGAUGAUCAUGGCCGCCUGCUCGCACGCCGGCCUGGUAGAAGACGGUCGCCGGUGCUUUGAUAGAAUGGAAGAGGAGUUUGGGAUUUUGCCCAAGUUGGAGCAUUAUGGCUGCUUGGUUGAUAUUCUUGGGAGAGCAGGAAAGCUUGAGGAGGCUGAGAAAGUUGUGAGGAAAAUGCCAAUGGAGCCUAAUGGAAUCCUAUUCAGAGCUUUGUUGGGAGCUUGUAGAGUUCACAACAUGUUGCAGAUUGAUGAGAAAGUGACAAAUAAGUUGAAGGAAUUGGAGCCUAAUCAUGGAGGAAGCUAUGUCUUGUUAUCAAAUAUUUAUGCAGAUUUUGGCAAAUGGGAUGGUGCUGUUCUGUUGAGGAAAGAGAUGAAGGAGAGAGGCAUAGGGAAAAGCCCAGGCUUAAGUGCUGUGGAGAUUGAUGGGGUUGUUGAGGAGUUUUCCAUUGGAGAUCAAAGCCACCCUCAGAUAAAAGAGAUUUAUGAGUUGCUUGAUCAGAUUAGCAGGAGAUUUCAUGAAUGAUGGUGGCCAGAGAGCCCAACUAAUGAGAUCUUUGAUGCUGAGGAAGAGGAAGAUUAAGAGAUUGUUUGGUCGACUGCAUUAGGAGUUGGUGCGGAGCCGAUGUGUAGAUUUCAGGCCAAUUCAAACUUGACUUAGCUCAAGCCAGUUUACAAGUAGGCUUGACUUAGGGUUUCCGAGAAGCAGAGGAGCCGACGAGAAGGAAGAGGGGAUAGCGGGGAUAGCGGGGAAGACCGAGCUCUCCGAUGUGAAGUCGCUGUAGAUCCACCAAGAUGCCUGUCACCCCAAGAUUCCCUUCGACGAGGCCAAGCUCAACAACCUCCACGCUUCCCAUGGCGAAGACCCCUCCAGGCCCCGCCCUGCCGUUUGAGGGUCUUACACGUGCAGUAUUUAUUUAAGCUCUGGAUUUUUCUUUUACCCACUUACAUUGCUGGCAGCUAAGGUUUAUAGGAGGCAAAUUAUUUAUAAUGCAUGGUUACAUGAGGUAUUUAUGAAAGAAGCUGGGAUUUUCCUUCUAUAAAUGAGCUUAGAAGCUUCCUUAUGACAAACUUCACCACUUUGGCAUUUUGUUGUCAUAAAUUAGGUGGCGAUAAAAUGAAAAAGACGUGUUGAUUGUCUAGAGGGCGGAGAAAUUAUUAUGUGCGGUCACCGAACGGUCCCGAGGUGAAUAAGAUUUUGACGCGUUCUCAUUCGUCUUUGGACGUCAUUCGGUGACCGCACAGAAUAAUUAAUUUGAGAGGAUGAUGGUUAAUAGUCCUAUCGAUCAUCAUAGAUGUUGUCAAAACUAUUUGUGCAAUCGUUCGAUGUUGAAUGAUUGUAAACAUGAUUGGUCAUUAUUGUUAGGGCUGAGGACAUCUAUAUUCUAAAGGCAAAGUUGGCUCUUUAA